AUUUGAAAUGUAUGACCUUGGGUGCUAAUAGAUGGCAUGUUGUAACAAUAAAGGCGCUAUUAAUAAGUGCCAAAAGAUUUGUGGAUGGGUUCCUGUAGUGUUUAUACUUUUAGUUCUCGGGUGGUCGUAUUAUGCUUAUGUGUAUUCACUUUGUAUAGGUAACUCGUCUAAGCUAUAUUUCACUACUUUAAUUUAGUACAGGUUGAUUAUGUGGCAGAAAAAGGUAAUUUAAUACUCUGAGUUCUACUUUUAGUGUUUUUUCUGAUAUUUUUCCACUUGUUCCUGAUAUUGUUUUGUUGGUCAUACAUGAAGGCUAUCCUAGUACCUCCUAUUCAGCCUCCGAAACAGUUCCACCUAACAAGUAGUGAAUGGGAUUCAUUGAAUGCUGCUACUGGGAAAGAAUCUGAACAAAAUGCAAUAUUAGAAGCCAUAAUAGCAGAACGAAACCUGCCAGUCUAUCUUUCCGGUUCAGAUGGGAAGAUCCGUGUGUGCAACGUAUGUGCCAUAAUAAAACCCGAUCGUUCACAUCACUGUUCUACCUGUGGAGUAUGCUUAUUAAAAAUGGAUCAUCAUUGUCCAUGGACGAAUAAUUGUAUUGGAUUUCAUAAUCACAAAUUCUUUAUUGUCUUUCUAUCAUGGGGUGUGGUGUACUGUUUUUUUAUUAUUUGUACUUCUGCGUCGUAUUUUGCAGAAUUUUGGAGAUGUCCAAAUAAUAUAUCAGUUGAUCGAUUUCAAGUGUUAUUCCUUUUUAUUGUGGCUGCUAUGUUUGGUCUUUGUCAACUUGGCUUAGCUUCAUAUCAUAUGUAUUUAGUUGGAAUAAAUCUAUCAACUUUAGAAACUUUUCACUAUCCAAGAUUACGUGGCGGUCAACCUGAUAAGACUCUAUUCAAUUUGGGGAUAAAAGAAAAUUUCCGUGAAACUUUUGGAUCUUGUUUUCAAUUAGCUAUACUACCAGUAUUCACUACUCUUGGAGAUGGUGUAAAUUGGCGUUAUCGAAUGGAUCAUUAUUUACAAAAUAAUAAUUUAGAAGUUGGUAAUACAAAUCCAUCUAUGCUGUUGACAUCAAAAAUACCACAAAACAAUAAUCGGGAAGAGUAAAUAAACAAAGUAAUUUUUUAAUAUAAUACUGCUGAAAAAAGUGUAACUUUGUUAUACCUAGUUGUUUUUUUUUGUGUGUCUUUAUUUUUCUUUUUACCUAUAAACUCUCACUGUGAAUUAGAUUGUAUUAAUAACUAAGGUCUGUUGCAUUAUUUUAACUUCUUGGAAAUAAUUGUUCUGUCUUUUUUUUUAAAAAAAUCUCAUACUCUAUUUUAUUCAUUAUCAUUCUACAUCAAAAUCAUUGUCAAUGUUAUCUAACCAAUCAAUUAUUUUAUUCAUUGCACAUAUUUUCUGUAUCUUCUUGUUUUGAAUUAAUUUCUUCAUUAAUCUGCUGAUGUCACGUCUAGUACAGAUGGAUUAUUGUUGGCUUCAGCUUUGUUUUUCUUUUUGUACACAUUCAUAUUUUUAUGAGAAUAAACAUUUAUUUAACAACUGAUAAAAGAUCCUAUGUGCCUAAAUUAUUAUUAUUAUAAACUAUUUUGGCUCAUAUAAAUUAAUUUACUAUUCCGUAAGAAGUAAUUAAAUAUAUAUAAUACUAUAUCUCUAUUUGGCUUUCUUACAAGGAUUGUUUAUGUUAGUUGGGUUUUUUUGUUUAGAUUUCUUACUUUCGAUCAUUAGCUUACUGGACUCUUAUCAUUUUUUAUCUCUUU
Messenger RNA from Schistosoma haematobium, 1748 nucleotides. Its product is annotated as Palmitoyltransferase zdhhc2, variant 2. The record is from RefSeq and is a predicted model, not a curated record. Bases 307 to 1098 code for a protein of 263 amino acids. Gene Ontology annotation, cellular component: endoplasmic reticulum; Golgi apparatus. Gene Ontology annotation, biological process: protein targeting to membrane; peptidyl-L-cysteine S-palmitoylation; synaptic vesicle maturation. Lineage: Eukaryota; Metazoa; Platyhelminthes; Trematoda; Strigeidida; Schistosomatidae. The transcript is spliced from 8 exons. Gene Ontology annotation, molecular function: protein-cysteine S-palmitoyltransferase activity.